Messenger RNA from Capsicum annuum, 1155 nucleotides. Its product is annotated as geranylgeranyl pyrophosphate synthase, chloroplastic. Lineage: Eukaryota; Viridiplantae; Streptophyta; Magnoliopsida; Solanales; Solanaceae. Gene Ontology annotation, biological process: isoprenoid biosynthetic process. The transcript has a single exon. The coding region runs from base 1 to 1086 and encodes 361 amino acids. Gene Ontology annotation, molecular function: geranylgeranyl diphosphate synthase activity. The record is from RefSeq and is a predicted model, not a curated record.
AUGAGUCUUUCAACAGCAAUUGCAACUUGGGGUCACACCCAUUAUGCCUUUUGUGACGUUGGAAAUAACGGCAGAUCCAGUUCUUGCUCCACCAGAUUCUUGCAUGAUCUGAAGGUGAAAUUUUCCAAGAAUUCUUCUCUUUCUGUCUCAGCUGUUCUUACAGAGAAGCAAACAGAGGAACACAAGAUCAAGAAACAAGCAAUGGAGUUCAAAGAGUACGUUCUUGAAAAGGCUAAAUCUGUGAACAAGGCUUUGGAUUCUGCUGUCUUGUUAAGGGAGCCGGUCAAGAUUCAUGAAUCUAUGAGGUAUUCUCUUCUUGCUGGUGGGAAAAAAAUCCGACCCAUGUUGUGUAUAGCUGCGUGUGAGCUGGUUGGUGGGGUUGAGUCAAUAGCUAUGCCAGCCGCUUGUGCUGUUGAGAUGAUUCAUACUAUGUCUUUGAUUCAUGAUGAUCUUCCUUGUAUGGAUAAUGAUGAUCUUAGAAGAGGGAAACCAACAAAUCACAAGAUUUAUGGCGAUGAUGUGGCUGUUUUAGCAGGGGAUGCACUUCUUGCAUUAGCCUUUGAGCACAUUGCUACUCAAACAAAAGGGGUUCCUUCUGAUAGAAUUGUGAGGGCGAUUGGUGAGUUAGCGAAGUGUAUUGGUGCUGAUGGACUUGUAGCUGGACAGGUUGUAGAUAUAAUUUCUGAGGGCAUUUCUGAUGUUGAUUUGAAGCAUCUGGAGUUCAUUCAUUUGCACAAGACUGCAGCUUUAUUAGAAGGGUCUGUUGUGCUAGGGGCUAUCUUAGGGGGGGCAACAGAUGAAGAUGUGGAGAAGCUAAGGAAGUUUGCAAGAUGUAUUGGGUUGUUAUUUCAAGUUGUGGAUGAUAUUCUUGAUGUCACAAAGUCUUCUCAGCAAUUGGGGAAAACAGCUGGGAAGGACUUAGUUGCUGAUAAGGUAACUUAUCCAAAGUUGAUAGGUAUUGACAAGUCUAGGGAGUUUGCUGAGGAGUUAAACAGAGAUGCAAAAGCUCAGCUUGCUGGAUUUGAUCAAGAGAAAGCAGCUCCAUUGUUUGCUCUUGCUAAUUAUAUUGCUUACAGAGAGAAUUAAAUUGUAACAACAGAAUUCUCAGUGAUUCCUUAUAGUAUUAAACAAUGAGAAUAUGAAUUUAUGGUCAAA